UACUGGACCAGUUUGCCCAGCCAUCCCUGUCAGGACAGGGACAACUCGCGGAUCAUGAGAGCAGCCAAGAUGCCACUUGAAUGGGUUAUACCAUGGCUCACCCUCUACUUUGGAUUAUCUGCAGCCAGCACUGUCAUGAUUCCGACGAUGACCCAAGUGCACAUAAUUAAAGAAGUGAGACCUGCUCACAACGACCAGAUCUGCAGUACAUGGGGAAACUACCACUUUAAGACUUUCGAUGGAGAUUUCUUCCAGCUUCCAUCCACUUGCAACUAUAUCCUUGCAUCCCAGUGUAAGGCAAGCUUUGAAAGUUUCAACAUCCAGUUCCAACGGCAGGAGAUGGAUGGGGUCCCCACCAUUACGAAGGUCACCAUGAAACUGGAGGGAGCUGUUGUGGAAUUAGACAAGACUUCCAUCAAAGUCGAUAAUGAACUUGUCACUAUACCAUUCAGCCAGGGUGGCAUUUCAAUUGCAAGAACCGCCUCCUACAUUAAAAUCGACGCAAAGCUCGGUGUGGUCGUCAUGUGGAAUGAAGAUGACGCCCUCUGGGUUGAGUUGGAUGCAAAAUUCAAGAAUCAGACCUGUGGCCUGUGUGGUGACUACAAUGGAGUCCAGGUUUAUGAUGAGUUCAUCAGGACAGGAACUGGGGAGUCUUUCACUAUUGAAUACUAUGGGGAGGCCUCACAAAACAAUGGUCCCAAUGAAGAGUGUGCAGCAAUGUCCUCUUCAGCCGCGCAGAGCUGUGCAAAUCAAACAGACCUCUGCACAAACUUGCUGUCAGGACCAGCAUUUCUCAGCUGUCAAAACUUGAUUGAUAUUGACUCGUUCACCAAAGCCUGUAUGAAGGACCUGUGUCGCUCCAACAACAGCACUUCAUGCUUGUGUGCAACCAUGUCAGAGUACUCCCGUCAGUGUGCUCAUGCAGGCGGAAAACCACAGCAAUGGAAGACCGCACAACUGUGUUCAACAACAUGCCCUUUCAACAUGGAGUAUAAAGAAUGCGGUAGUCCUUGUACUGACACCUGCAGCAACCCCCAGAGAAGCCAAGUGUGUGACGAUCACUGCAUGGAUGGAUGUUUCUGUCCAUCUGGGACUGUCUUUGACGACAUUACACAAAAUGGCUGUGUUGCUGUUGACAACUGCACCUGUUUACACAAUGGCCAGCCCUACCAACCAGGGGAAUCGUACACAAGGGCGUGUCAAAAAUGCAUGUGUACCCGGGGCCAGUGGCGCUGUAAGGAUAUAGAAUGUCCUGGUAUCUGCUCCCUGCUGGGUGGUGCCCACAUCUCCACCUAUGAUGAUAAAAUGUAUACUUUCCAUGGAGACUGCUCCUAUGUUCUCACCAAGGAAAUCAAUGGGACGUUCAGUGUCCUAGGUGACCUGGCCAAAUGUAAAAAUUCAGAUAAAUCAACGUGCCUGGCUGCAGUCACCCUACUACUGCCUAAACACAUGAUGAUUGUAGUUGAUUCCAGCGGACAGUUUUUGUAUAACAAACUGAUCACACAGCUGCCUUUUUUCAUGGAUGACGUAACAGUCUUCAGGCCAUCGACAUUCUUUAUUGUAAUCCACACCAGUUAUGGGCUUCAUCUCGAGAUUCAGCUUUCACCCAUUAUGCAGAUCUACAUCAAAGCCAGUGUUUCCAAUAAGGGAAAACUCAGGGGUCUUUGUGGAGAUUUUAAUGAUGUGGAAGCUGACGACUUCAGAACCACUAAUGGAUUGAUUGAGGGAACGGCUGGGACAUUUGUCAACACAUGGAAAGCCAGAGGAAGCUGCCGCGAUGUGACAAACACACUCGGCGACCCCUGCACUUUGAGUAUAGACAAGGAGAAAUAUGCUAAACAUUGGUGCGGCUUGCUGUCAGACCCAAAUGGGAUUUUUGCAAAGUGCCAUUCUGAAAUAAACCCAGAAGACUAUCAAACUGCUUGUAUUUAUGACACUUGCGCCUGCGAAAACAGUGUCAAGUGCAUGUGUGCUGCCAUAUCCUCCUACGUCCAUGCAUGUGCAGCUGAAGGUGUCUUACUGAACGGAUGGAGGAGCACUGAAUGCCAGAUAUUCACAACUGGCUGCCCCCCUACUUUCGUGUAUGGCUACCAAAUGACAAGCUGUGGUCGCACCUGCAAAUCUCUCAGUCAGUGGGACUCAACAUGCGAGGUUGAGUUUACCCCGCUUGAUGGCUGUGGCUGUGGUGAGGGAACUUAUCUAAAUGAGAAGGGAGACUGUGUGCCAGCCUCACAUUGCCACUGUCAUGUGGGGGACAUGAUGGUACGCCCUGGGCAGGUCAUCAGACACCUUGGGCAAACUUGCUCCUGCCAUAGUGGAAAAUUAACAUGCACAGGAGACCACAUAAGUGAAUCAUGCACAGAGCCAAUGGUUUUCAUCAGCUGCUCAAACGCAAAACCAGGUGACAAGGGAUCUGAGUGCCAAAAAAGCUGCCAGACACUGGGCACAGAAUGUGUCAGUACACAGUGUAUGCCAGGCUGUGUAUGCCCUGCUGGCCUGCUGUCUGAUGGUAAAGGAGGCUGUGUUACGGAGGAGAACUGUCCCUGCCCAUUCAACGGAGAAUCCUAUAAUUCUGGACAGACUGUCACUGUGGACUGCAAUACCUGCACUUGCAAAAGCGGAAAAUGGAAUUGUACAGAAAAUGAGUGUGAUGGGACCUGUACCAUAUAUGGAGAAGGGCAUUACAUCACCUUUGAUAAAAAGAAAUUCUCCUUUCACGGGGACUGUGGCUACGUCUUCACUCAGGAUUACUGUGGGGACGAUAUGAACGGCACCUUCAGGGUCCUGACUGAGAGCAUCCCAUGUGGAACAAGUGAAAGCAUCUGCUCCACUGCUAUCAAACUCUACUUAGGGAACAAUGAAAUUGUUCUGUCAGAGGAACAUGUCAGAGUUAUCAAACAAAGCAAAGGGGAGGACAUACCCCAUCACAUCCAGACAAUGGGCAUAUAUCUUGUCAUUGAGGCAAAGAAUGGACUUGUUCUCAUUUGGAAUAAGAAGACGACACUCAUGAUCAAACUCAAGCCCACGUUCAAGGGAAAAGUCUGUGGUCUUUGUGGUAAUUAUGAUGGGAAUGUAAAAAAUGAUUUCACCACCAGAGACAAACAGAUUGUGGUUGAAGCCCUUGAGUUUGGAAACAGCUGGAAAGACUCACCUACCUGCCCUAAUGCAAACACACAUAGAAAUCCCUGCAGUCUAUACUCACACAGACAGGCAUGGGCAUUAAAACACUGCAGCAUUAUCAACAGUAAAGUGUUUGCCAGUUGCCAUUCAAAGGUGGACCCAAAACAUCAUUAUGAUGCCUGUGUGAGAGACACAUGUUCCUGCAACACAGGGGGAGAUUGUGAAUGUUUCUGCUCCUCUGUAGCAGCUUACGCAGCAGCUUGCAAUGAAGCCGGAGCCUGUGUAAGAUGGAGAACUCCCACAAUCUGCCCUCUAUUCUGUGAUUUUUACAACCCUGAUGGAGAGUGUGAAUGGCACUACGAGCCUUGUGGAAAACCAUGCAUGAAGACAUGUAGGAAUCCCUCAGGAGUAUGCUACAAUCACAUUCCAGCAUUAGAAGGCUGCUAUCCAAGCUGCCCGCCCGAAAAAUCUUAUUUGGAAGAAAUUACCAUGAAGUGUGUGUCAGAGAAAGAAUGUGGCUGCUAUCUCGAAGGAACGCAUUAUGAAGAAGGGGAGCACAUGCCUCGAAAGGAAAACUGUCAAAUUUGUCACUGUUCAUCAACAAAGCAUGAGUGCAGUGAUAGCGUCACAGCUUGCGAGUGUUCAUAUCAUGGACGUAUAUACAAAUAUGGAGAUACAAUCUAUGACACAAAUGAUGGAAAUGGAACCUGUAUCACAGCUUUUUGCGGAGAAGGGGGAAAUAUUACCAGAAUCAUGGAUCCGACUUGCACUUAUACAACCACCUCGACAACACCUACAACAACCUUUGUUUUUAGCACAAGUGAACCACCCACCAGCACAGAAAAACCCAUCACCACAGAAAAGCCCAGCACUACUGCUGCAACAACCACAGAAAAACCCACCACCACAGCCACAGAAAAACCCACCACCACAGCAACUACUACUGCAACAACUACAGCAACACCUACCACUGACUGCUAUGUUUGUAAGUGGUCAGGUUGGAAUGAUAAUAAUUACCCCAGCUCUACCCCAGCUGUUGGUGGAGACUAUGAAAGCAUUAAAAAUAUUACUGAACUGGAUUUGAAUGCUUGCAGUCAACCUCUGGAGAUAGAAUGUCGAGCAAAGCAGUACCCUGACAAACCCCUAAGUGAUCUAGGUCAACAAGUAACAUGCAACCCAACAGCUGGACUAAUCUGUAAUAAUAAUGAGCAAGACUUUCCCCCUAUAUGUUAUAACUAUGAAAUACGAGUGAGAUGUUGCAUUAACAAGUGUGGGCCCACGACUACACCCACAGUGCCAGAAAAAAACACUACAACAACCAUAGUCACAGAAGAACCCACCACAACAACCACAACAGCUACAGAAAAGCCCAGCACCAAAGCUGCUACAACCACUGAAAAACCAACAGUGACAGAAAAGUCAACAACCACCGGCACAGAAAAACCCACCACAGCCACAGAAAAGCCCAGUACUAUUGCUGCAACAACCAAAGAAAAACCCACCACAACAACCACCAGCACAGAAAAACCCACCACAGCCACAGAAAAGCCCAGUACUACCGCUGCAACAUCCACUGAAAAACCUACCACCACAGCCACAGAAAAACCAACCACAAUAACUAAAAAACCCACAACAACAACCAUAAUCACUGAAAAACCCACCACAACAACCACAGAAAGGUCCACAACAACAGCAACGACAGAGAAGACAACAACCCCUGCAGUUGUCACAAAUACAGUAGCUACAACGUCAAAAUCAACAGGACCCGUAGUUCAGCCUACAACUACAGCUGCCACAGAGAAAACCACAACAGCUACAGAAAAGCCCAGCACCAAAGCUGCUACAACCACUGAAAAACCAACAGUGACAGAAAAGUCAACAACCACCGGCACAGAAAAGCCCAGUACUAUUGCUGCAACAACCAAAGAAAAACCCACCACAACAACCACAAUAACUAAAAAACCCACCACAACAACCAUAGUCACUGAAAAACCCACCACAACAACCACCACCACAGAAAAACCCACCACAGCCACAGAAAAGCCCAGUACUACUGCUGCAACAACCAAAGAAAAACCCACCACCACAGCCACAGAAAAACCAACCACAGCAACCACAGUCACAGAAAAACCCACCACAACAACCAUAAUCACUGAAAAACCCACCACAACAACCACCAGCACAGAAAAACCCACCACGGCCACAGAAAAGCCCAGUACUAUUGCUGCAACAACCAAAGAAAAACCCACCACAACAACCACAGAGAAGUCCACUGUUGAAACUACUGCAACAACCACUGAAAAACCCACCACAACCACAGAAAAGCCCAGUACUACUGCUGCAACAACCACAGAGAAACCCACCACCACAGCCACAGAAAAACCCACCACAACAACCACAAUAACUAAAAAACCCACCACAACAACCAUAGUCACUGAAAAACCCACCACAACAACCACCACCACAGAAAAACCCACCACAGCCACAGAAAAGCCCAGUACUACUGCUGCAACAACCAAAGAAAAACCCACCACCACAGCCACAGAAAAACCAACCACAGCAACCACAGUCACAGAAAAACCCACCACAACAACCAUAAUCACUGAAAAACCCACCACAACAACCACCAGCACAGAAAAACCCACCACCGCCACAGAAAAGCCCAGUACUAUUGCUGCAACAACCAAAGAAAAACCCACCACAACAACCACAGAGAAGUCCACUGUUGAAACUACUGCAACAACCACUGAAAAACCCACCACAACCACAGAAAAGCCCAGUACUACUGCUGCAACAACCACAGAGAAACCCACCACCACAGCCACAGAAAAACCCACCACAACAACCACAAUAACUAAAAAACCCACCACAACAACCAUAGUCACUGAAAAACCCACCACAACAACCACCAGCACAGAAAAACCCACCACAGCCACAGAAAAGCCCAGUACUGCUGCUGCAACAACCACAGAAAAACCCACCACAACAACCAUAAUCACUGAAACACCCACCACAACAAUUAUCACAGAAAAAUCCACCACAGCAACCACAAUCACAGAAAAACCCACCACAACAGCCACAGAAAAGCCCAGUACUACUGCUGCUACAACUACAGAAAAACUCAUCACAGCCACAGAAAAGCCCAGUACUACUGCUGCAACAACCAAAGAAAAACCCACCACCACAGCCACAGAAAAACCAACCACAGCAACCACAGUCACAGAAAAACCCACCACAACAACCAUAAUCACUGAAAAACCCACCACAACAACCACCAGCACAGAAAAACCCACCACAGCCACAGAAAAGCCCAGUACUACCGCUGCAACAUCCACUGAAAAACCUACCACCACAGCCACAGAAAAACCAACCACAAUAACUAAAAAACCCACCACAACAACCAUAAUCACUGAAAAACCCACCACAACAACCACAGAAAGGUCCACAACAACAGCAACGACAGAGAAGACAACAACCCCUGCAGUUGUCACAAAUACAGUAGCUACAACAUCAAAAUCAACAGGACCCGUAGUUCAGCCUACAACUACAGCUGCCACAGAGAAAACCACAACAGCUACAGAAAAGCCCAGCACCAAAGCUGCUACAACCACUGAAAAACCAACAGUGACAGAAAAGUCAACAACCACCGGCACAGAAAAGCCCAGUACUAUUGCUGCAACAACCAAAGAAAAACCCACCACAACAACCACAGAGAAGUCCACUGUUGAAACUACUGCAACAACCACUGAAAAACCCACCACAACCACAGAAAAGCCCAGUACUACUGCUGCAACAACCACAGAGAAACCCACCACCACAGCCACAGAAAAACCCACCACAACAACCACAAUAACUAAAAAACCCACCACAACAACCAUAGUCACUGAAAAACCCACCACAACAACCACCAGCACAGAAAAACCCACCACAGCCACAGAAAAGCCCAGUACUGCUGCUGCAACAACCACAGAAAAACCCACCACAACAACCAUAAUCACUGAAACACCCACCACAACAAUUAUCACAGAAAAAUCCACCACAGCAACCACAAUCACAGAAAAACCCACCACAACAGCCACAGAAAAGCCCAGUACUACUGCUGCUACAACUACAGAAAAACUCAUCACAGCCACAGAAAAGCCCAGUACUACUGCUGCAACAACCAAAGAAAAACCCACCACCACAGCCACAGAAAAACCAACCACAACAACCAUAAUCACUGAAAAACCCACCACAACAACCACCAGCACAGAAAAACCCACCACAGCCACAGAAAAGCCCAGUACUACCGCUGCAACAUCCACUGAAAAACCCACCACCACAGCCACAGAAAAACCAACC
Messenger RNA from Epinephelus moara (kelp grouper), 7461 nucleotides. RefSeq names its product mucin-2-like. The transcript has 31 exons. Gene Ontology annotation, cellular component: extracellular matrix. Gene Ontology annotation, molecular function: protein binding. NCBI's taxonomy places the organism in Eukaryota, Metazoa, Chordata, Actinopteri, Perciformes, Serranidae. The annotation marks the transcript as partial. The record is from RefSeq and is a predicted model, not a curated record.